AUGUCUCUUAUGCGAAACCCUAGAUUCACUUGUCUUCUUGAUUGGGUAUCUCAAGUUUCUGUAAAAAACCAAGCUUUAAGAAACCCUAGAGCUUUCGCUACCCAAAAGACGGUCGAUUCUAAAGUUUCCGGCGAGAAAUUGAGUGUUAAAACCCGAGGUGAGAAUCGGAAAAUGGCUCAAGUUGCGAUGUUUGAUUACUUUUAUCAGACAAGAGGUUUGCAGUUUCUUGUUGCAGAGAGUAUGAGUAAGAAUGCGCCUGUUUUUAACGAUAAUCUAUUGAAGAAGCUAAAUGGUGUUGAAGCUGAUGAUUUAGUUAGAUCAAUCACAAGGUUUCUAUUGUUUCAUCCUGUGAAUGAAUUCGAGCCAUUUCUCGAGAGUUUAGGUCUGAAUCCGACAGAGUUUAGUCAUUUAAUUCCUUGUGAUAAGAUGUUUCUGAAUGAAGAUUUGUUUUUGCUGGAGAAUUACCAUGUCUUUUGGAACUAUGGAAUUGACAGGGAGAAAAUGGGGAAGAUCUUUAAGGAAGCUAGGGAAGUUUUCGGGUUUGAAACCGGGGUUUUAGCUUCCAAGAUUCAGGUUUAUGAGGAUUUGGAGUUUAGCAAAUCGUUUUUGUCGAAAGUUAUCGUUUGUAGCCCGAGUAUAUUGAUUGGGAAUGUGAAUCUUGAAAUGGUUGAGUUCAUGGAGAUGUUGAAAUCUAUGGGUUUUGGUUUAGAUUGGGUUACAGAGAAUUUGUUAGAGGAGGGAUCUUAUGAUUGGAGCUCUAUGUAUAGGUGUUUAAGCUUUCUUAGAGAUCUCUGUGUCGAUGAGAACGGGUUAUGCGAGUUGAUCAGGAAGCGGCCGAGGUUGGUUUUCGAGAAUUCAGGGGAAUGGACACUGAUUCUAGCUGGGUUUGAAACAAAACUAGGGUCAUCCAGAAGUGAACUCUCUUCGUUGUUUCUGAAAGUCCCGCACGGUUUAGGGAAAUGUGUUUCGAAUCUAAGGCAUUGCUUCUUGUUCCUGAAAGAGAUUGAGAUGGAGGGUAAUGAGAUAGGUAAGGUUUUCCGUUCUCACUCGUCGUGGCUUGGUGUAUCUCGUUUGAAGCAGACCAGUACAUUGCUUCUCAAUUUGAGAAGUGGGAAAAACCGGCUUUGUCAAGUCAUUCGAGAAAACCCGGAAGAGAUGAAGAAAUGGAUUAUUGGGUUAAGAGUCCAGCCGCUACCAUGUAUAGACGAAAAGUCGAAAACAAUGAAGACUCAGUUUUUGUUGGACCUCGGAUACGAGGAAAACUCACUGGAAAUGGAGAGAGCAAUCAAGAGUUUCCGCGGCAAAGGAUCUGAACUCCGAGAGAGAUUUAAUGUCCUGGUCAGUUCGGGUUUGAACGAAAAAGAUGUCAAAGAUAUGGUGAAAGCAUCUCCUGAUAUCCUCACUCAGGGAUGUGAUGUUCUAGAAUCAAAGGUUAACUACCUUGUAAACGAAUUAGGUUAUCCGGUUUCGAGUUUGGCGGCUUUCCCUUCGUGUCUUAAAUACACUCUUCAGCGGAUGAAGCUCAGAUUUGAAAUGUUCUCUUGGCUUCAAUCCCGAGGAAAGGUAGACCCAAACCUUGCGCUUAGUACUAUACUCGUGUACUCGGACAAGUCUUUUUCGACCAAAUUUGUAAACCGUCACCCCGAUGGGCCUAAACAUUUCGAGGAUUUGAAGAAACUACUUCUUUGUGAGUAG
Messenger RNA from Arabis nemorensis, 1695 nucleotides. The record is from the annotation of a GenBank genome assembly. NCBI's taxonomy places the organism in Eukaryota, Viridiplantae, Streptophyta, Magnoliopsida, Brassicales, Brassicaceae.